Exophiala aquamarina CBS 119918 is the source of this 783-nucleotide messenger RNA. RefSeq lists its product as uncharacterized. NCBI's taxonomy places the organism in Eukaryota, Fungi, Ascomycota, Eurotiomycetes, Chaetothyriales, Herpotrichiellaceae. The transcript is spliced from 3 exons. The record is from RefSeq and is a predicted model, not a curated record. The coding region runs from base 1 to 783 and encodes 260 amino acids. Gene Ontology annotation, molecular function: oxidoreductase activity.
AUGGGCUUUCAAUACAAGCAGGUACUCAUGAUUGGGGGCACAUCCGGGAUCGGCGCUGCCAUGGCAGACCGCCUGGUUCAAGAGGGCUCCAAAGUCAUCGUGGUCGGUCGAAGACAAGAUCGAAUCGAUGCAUUCGUGCAGAAACACGGAAGCACCAAGGCUGGAGGGAUCAAGUUCAAUAUCAGUGACCUCGAACGAAUCGACGACUUCUUCUCCAGGGCAACACAAGCAUAUCCAGACAUUGACUGUGUAUUUCUCAAUGCCGGGACCCAAUUUCCCAUCACUCUAGCACAGCCAGACAAAGUCAACCUCGAGGUCUUUCAUAUGCAGAUGAUGGUGAAUUUCACCGCUUUCGUCGAUAUCACGAUGAAGUUCCUUCCAUUUUUGAUGAGCAAGAAAUCCGAAACCAGUUUGAUCUACACUUCGUCCAACAUUGCCAUCGUUCCAGCAUCGGGCCUUUCAGCAUAUUCAGCCUCCAAAGCGGCGCUUAAUGCCUUCAUUCUGUGUCUUCGUGACGAGCUCAGACUUUCCACAGUGAAAGUUAUUGAGUUGUCUCCACCUGUGGUCCAGACCGAAAUACACGACUACAUGGACCCCGAGACAGGUCGAAAGCUAGGAAUGCCGAUCGAUUCCUUCACAGAUGCAGCAUUUGAAGGCCUUGCGUCGGGCAAGGACCAGAUAGUCAUUGGUUCAAUUGGCCCAGCAGACACGUUCAAUGAGAUCGUUGACAAACGGCGUGCGGCAUUUGAGAAUCUUGCGAAGAUGAUCAGGGGCGAGACCUAG